Messenger RNA from Malurus melanocephalus (red-backed fairy wren), 4002 nucleotides. RefSeq names its product estrogen receptor 2 (gene ESR2). Gene Ontology annotation, molecular function: nuclear estrogen receptor activity; nuclear receptor activity; steroid binding. NCBI's taxonomy places the organism in Eukaryota, Metazoa, Chordata, Aves, Passeriformes, Maluridae. Gene Ontology annotation, cellular component: nucleus. The transcript has 9 exons. The record is from RefSeq and is a predicted model, not a curated record. Gene Ontology annotation, biological process: cellular response to estradiol stimulus; estrogen receptor signaling pathway; regulation of DNA-templated transcription. Bases 371 to 2035 code for a protein of 554 amino acids.
UAUUUUCUCUUUUAAUUAAUUUGUAUAUACCUAAAUCUGGCAAAGAGUAUAUGCUGUGGGCAAUUUAAGGUGUUUGUUUUGAUAACUGAGUCAGAUGAGAGAAAGGACAGGGAGUAGUUGGRAAUGGGAAUUAUAAAACUUCUGUACCUUAUGAAAUCACUCGAGUUGUGCUGWCAGCUUUGGAAAUAGCUGCAUUUUAUGACUUGUACUUUUCUAAUUGCUCUGCUCAGAGGUGCCGUACCCAGGGACCUCUCAGUGAUGAAGUUGCACUGUUUGCUGACAUCCCCUUCCUGUCCUCCCCCUCUGUGCAGUGGAGUUCUGGAUUUGGAAGGAUGAAUAUUUAAACAGCACUCUUCAGACUUGCUCCAAAAUGUCCCUGUGCACAUCAUCUCACAAGGACUUUUCUCAGUUGCUGCCACUUCAGGAUAUUGGAUGCAAUAAAACAGAAAUUAAAAAUUCACCUGCUGGUGUCAUCUCUCCAGUCCCCUACAGCUGCAAUCAGCCCACGCUGUCAGAAGAACACAGUCCAGUCUACAUUCCCUCCUCUUACCCGGAAAACAGACAUGAAUAUUCUGCAAUGGCAUUCUGCAGCCCUGCUAUGGUGAACUACAACAUUGCCAGCAAUUUUGGGGAUCCAGAGAGCAUGGCUGGCAGGCAAACCUCCAGCCCCAGUGCUCUGUGGUCUGCUCCUGGCCAUCUGUCCCCUCUGACACUGCACUGCCAGUCCUCGCUGCUCUAUGCAGAGCAGCCCAAGAGUCUGUGGUGYGAGGCUCGACCGAUGGAGCCGCUGCUGCCCGGGAGCAGAGAAACUUUAAAAAGAAAAGUUAAUGGCAAUGAUUGUACAAGCCCCAUUGCAAAUAAUCCUGGCUCAAAAAAGGAUGCCCACUUCUGUGCAGUCUGCAGUGACUAUGCUUCAGGAUACCACUAUGGGGUCUGGUCCUGUGAAGGCUGCAAAGCAUUUUUUAAAAGAAGUAUUCAAGGACACAACGAUUAUAUCUGCCCAGCCACCAAUCAAUGCACAAUMGAUAAAAACCGGCGCAAGAGCUGCCAGGCCUGCAGGCUACGGAAAUGCUACGAAGUGGGGAUGAUGAAAUGUGGCUCGAGAAGGGAACGCUGCGGGUACCGAAUCCUGCGGAGCCACCGCAAUGCCGACGACCGCGUGCACUGCCUCGGGCGGGCCAGGAAAUACAACGAGGCGGCCACCAGGGUCAAGGAGAUCCUGCUGAGCGCUGUGAGCCCCGAGCAGUUCGUGCUGACCCUGCUGGAAGCUGAGCCCCCCAAUGUGCUGGUCAGCAGGCCCAGCAAACCCUUCACCGAGGCCUCCAUGAUGAUGUCCCUGACCAAACUGGCGGACAAAGAGCUGGUGCACAUGAUCGGCUGGGCCAAGAAAAUUCCCGGCUUCAUUGAUCUCAGCCUCUAUGACCAAGUAAGACUCUUGGAGAGCUGCUGGAUGGAAGUUCUAAUGAUUGGUUUGAUGUGGAGAUCAAUUGACCAUCCUGGGAAACUGAUUUUUGCACCAGACCUYGUAUUAGACAGGGAUGAGGGGAAAUGCGUGGAGGGGAUUUUGGAGAUCUUUGAUAUGCUCCUGGCCAUGACCUCGAGGUUCCGAGAGCUGAAACUGCAGCACAAGGAGUACCUGUGUGUCAAGGCAAUGAUCCUCCUCAAUUCCAGCAUGUUCCCCUUGUCAGCAGAGGAACCUGAGAGCAACAGGAAACUGCACCACCUGCUCAACGUGGUCACGGAGGCCUUGGUGUGGGUUAUUGCCAAGAGUGGGAUCCCCUCUCAGCAGCAGACAACUCGCUUGGCCAAUCUGCUGAUGCUCCUCUCGCAUGUCAGGCACGCCAGUAACAAGGGAAUGGAGCAUCUCCUGAGCAUGAAGUGUAAAAAUGUGGUGCCAGUGUAUGAUUUGCUGCUGGAGAUGCUGAAUGCUCACACGCUCCGAGGGCAAAGGAAGUCCCCGGCCACACACCCAGAAUUUGGUCCCCUGGAGCAAAUGGAGCCUGGAGACAGCCUGAGGAACGGGACACCCCAGUAAUUGUGUCAACACCUGGAAAUGUGAGGCUUUUUCAAAGCAACAGGAGAAAACAGAACUGCUGCGCUGGGUGCAGAAGUGUGACCUGGUGUGGGCUCUCAUCCCUGCUGGAUUGGCACUUUGGUGUCUCGGGAGAGCCGUGGGACGCUCACCUCGUCCGUGUUUCUGACAUUGUCACAGCUGCACUGCAGUAGUGCCUUUUCUGAGACUCUGCAAAAGCACCUUAUGAAAUCAAAGCCUCAGAACAGCACUGUGGGAUGGGGAAUCGCUGCCUCUCCUCCUCAGAGCACAACUGAGAGGGAGAGGUACAGGGACAGGUUUGAGGUGGCUGAAGAAGCCUGAGCCAGAGCUCAGAGAGGGCACCUUGGUCUCUGCCUCCAGAUUUAAGCACUGACUGGACAAUGUCCUCUUUCAGCAUGGGAUGGAACUGCAGAAGAGAAUCAUUUGGGACAGACGUGUGCUGGUCCCUGGGGAAUGCCUGCUCUGCAGCUGAUCCAGAUAAAGUGCCGCGAUACAGUGAAAAGGAGCUUUUUCCCAAAUAUGCAAUGGCUUCAAGGGCCUUCAUUUGAAGGUUGUUUAAAAUAGCUUCUAGGGUCAGUUCAGAGCCUCUGCAGAAAGUUUAAACUGWGCUUAAGUUUGUAUUUUGUGAGCCUGUCCUUAACACUCACAUCAUUUUCUGCUUAUAAUUCUUCAGUGCUUUAAGCAACGACCAAAUCAUCUGGAUAUUUCAGUCAAUGCCAAACCUUUGAAAUGUGUUUUGUCUGUGAGAUUAACAUGUUGUUUUAUAUAUUUAUUAAUGAUGUUAAAUCUAUGCUAAUGAUUAGGUACAAGAAGUUGCUCUGUGAAUAUUAACUGUUUGUAUUUGUAUAUGAUCUGCUGAUUGUAUAUGAUCUGCUGAUUGUAUAUGAUCUGCUGGCCUUGCGAAACCAGCUAAAAAAAAACAAACAAACUUCCCACCCCUUUGACUGGUGUGUGGAAUUAUGUCCUGUCCACCCGAAAUCUCUUGCAGGGGGUGAGGCACUGGAUGGGAACAUGGAUGGGGAUCUGUUUUUGUCUGCUGCCCUGAGGUUUGCUGCUUGCUUGCUCUCAGCAUGCAUGGCACCCUGUGCUGUGGUUUUCAUAUCUCUAUAGGAGCCCUCAAAGAACGAGGAUGGGGAUAACGGUAAAUGUGAUGUAGAGAUGGGGAUAAUGAUAAACGUGAAGAAACGUAGAGAUGGGGAUAAUGAUAAAUGUGAAGACAAUGUAGAGAUGGGGAUAAUGAUAAAUGUGAAGACAAUGUAGAGAUGGGGAUAAUGAUAAAUGUGAAGACAAUGUAGAGAUGGGGAUAAUGAUAAAUGUGAAGACAAUGUAGAGAUGGGGAUAAUGAUAAAUGUGAAGACAAUGUAGAGAUGGGGAUAAUGUAAAGCACUACUUUGCUUUGCAAGUGUGAUGACUUGUUUGAAUUACACUGAAGAUGUAGUGGUUUAAACUUCCUUGUUGUGCUGAUUUCUGCAUGUGUUUAAGCUGCACUGAGUAAAAAAAAACCUGAUUAAAUAGCCUGGCUGAUGACCCCAGAGAUCAGCAGGGUGGCAUCAUUCAUUCUGACAACUGUCUAUCUAAAUGGAAACAUUUAAAUAUAGCACAUGCAUGUUCUGGGCAUUAUGGUGAAAUAAAUUUGAAUCACAUCAAAAGUCUAUUUUGAGCCAAUAAGUCUUUUGGAUUAGGGACUUUGAUUAGUAUGUCAUUUGCAUACUUUGAAUAUUAGUCAAACCAUUAAACUUGAUGGUUUUUUAAAGCCAAGGACAAUAUUUUUUAUAGGAGGUGCAUAAAGAGUUUUCAGUGAGUUAACACAAAUCCGUUUGUCUGUUCUGAUCCUGUACUAUACCAGAUGCUGCUGCUGAUCUAAAUUUUUACUCACUGCCUUUUUAUUGUUUUUAAAAAUUGUAAUAUAGCAGUGUCCUUCUAAAGAAGUGUAGUAUUUGCAACAAAAA